AUGGAUCCCACCAACGUCGCACAACCCGAGGCACCCACCUGGAAAUUGGUCAUCAUUCGCUCCCUCAAACUCAUCAUACUCGGCAGCGUGGUGAUGCACCUGCAUCCACACACCGGCACACAACCCGAAACGCCCGGCUUGGGAACAUGGGAGAUUCUUUACCUCCUCAAAGUUAGCCUCAUCACCACUACAAUGAUCUUCUUGGCGGUAUAUGUACGACGAGUCGCCUCCGCCUAUCGCCAACUCAUCAUCGAUGAGCUCCAGCGUGGCGAUGAGCUUCAACCCUCGCCAGCCCUGCAGCCAUCAACCCCACCUGUUCCCCUCGCGGACAUACAGUAUGGCGAUGCGUCUCAUUCCUGGGCAAUCCCGCCGCAAUCAACCCUAUCUACCAUCCCCGAGGAGACACAUCACAGCGAUGAGGCUGGAUCCUCGGCAACCGCGGAACAAUCAACCCCAUCCGAGCCCCGCCAGGCCGAUCGUUCAGACUCCAUAGUCGACAACGACCCGGAGAACACGAACGACCGGGAGCCAACGCCAUCCACUGACGAAUCUGAGGUUAUCGAAUAUCAACCAAGGCAUGAACCGCACAUUUGA
Messenger RNA from Neohortaea acidophila, 594 nucleotides. RefSeq lists its product as uncharacterized. NCBI's taxonomy places the organism in Eukaryota, Fungi, Ascomycota, Dothideomycetes, Mycosphaerellales, Teratosphaeriaceae. The record is from RefSeq and is a predicted model, not a curated record. The coding region runs from base 1 to 594 and encodes 197 amino acids. The transcript has a single exon.